Molecule: messenger RNA, 1542 nt
Organism: Capronia epimyces CBS 606.96
Lineage: Eukaryota; Fungi; Ascomycota; Eurotiomycetes; Chaetothyriales; Herpotrichiellaceae
Exons: 6
Coding region: 1-1542 (513 amino acids)
Source: RefSeq, a predicted model, not a curated record
AUGGCCACCUCGAAGUUUCUCCAAGAUCUGGUCCGGAACAGGCCUCCUCUGACGCCGGAUGACUAUCUCGAAGCGCGCCUGGCCGCCUCGUUGGCCGCCGACCAGGAUCACGGGUUCGUCGAAUUGCUGGUCGAGACGAGGCAGGAGUCAGAGCCAUUUGUGCAUGGCAGUGACUCGACGUAUGGCUCCUUCCCAGAGCAAGUAACUAGAUCACCAGCAGGCAGCUCGCCCGCGCCCUCAGUAUUGCCGCUGAUGGUUAUAUAUGACAAGGCUGGCCUCAGGCGGCGGUUGAUGCGGAAUUCAAUCAGCCCUCUCAGCAUUCACCACGAGCUACUGAUAUGCUUGGUGGAGACAUGUCAUAUCUCGCUUCGACUGCUCGACUUUAUCAUCUGCUUCGGACCCAAGAACGGCGAAACACGCCUGACACCGCCGUCGAUAUGGGCGUCGCCAACAGUGUACGCUGCAGAGGGCAACGAAGACGAUGCGUUACAAGACUUUGAAUCGGCCUAUAUCGUGCGGUUUCCUGAGCUGCACCACCGCUCCGAGUCUACCCCGUGGUCGAUGAGGCAGUUCCUGAUCUACCAUCGGCUUCCACACAACCGUGGUGCUGGCACGGUCAUCUUUGCCGGCAUUGGAAAGGUUGCUGAGAAGGCUCUGGAAGACUAUUUGAUGAGCUACGGGAACCCGAGGUGGCUGAACGCCUGGGAGAUUCAUUUUGUGCUCCUCAGCUGUGUCGUAACGACAUGGCGUCCUUAUCUCGCCUAUCUGAGUGAAGAGAUCACGACUCAGGCGGACGGCGCGAUUGUGGCCGACCUCGACGGAGAAGAAGUCGAACUUUCCCACUUCGACGAGCGACAAUACCUGAAACAGCUCGAGGAUGCCGUGGAGGAAGCCAUCUCUCUACUGAUUCAUAUCCGGGACACGGCCGAAACGAUGCGAGCAAUGAUGCGGAGGCACCGGAAGUAUACGGCAGAAUCUACUGCGUUGAAGGGCCACGCUAUCCUUGAUCGUGGAUUUCAGGACAUGGUCCGGAAUUUAGAGCAUUACGAGGCGCAAGCAAAGACAUUGCAGCGCAAGGUCCGCAGUGCUUCUGACCUGGUCUCCAGCAUUCUGGACCUGAGCAACAGCACCGCCUUGAAGAAUCUGGCAGUCGCAUCUGCCCAGGAAAACGCGGGGAUGCACGAGCUGACCAAGAAGGCCACACAGGAUGCGGCCGCGGUCAAGGUGCUCACGAUCUUGACUCUGAUAUACCUGCCAGCCACAGUCAUCUCGAACUUCUUCUCGACCUCGUUUGUCAACAUGGCCACGAGGUCGGAUGGCAGCUCAUUUGUAGUGGUUGCGAGUAACUGGUGGAUCCUAGUUGCGACUGCGGUACCACUCACCGGCAUCACCAUCUAUGUAUGGAAGUUCUAUGUCCAAAAGGAGAUCGACGGACAGUACCCGACCUGGUGGCAGGUGGUGUGCAGACAGUCCACGAGGGUGCUGAGGACGGCCUCGCGCCCUCGACGUCAGAGGGAUGACGGCACAUGGCGCCUUGAGUGA